Condylura cristata (star-nosed mole) is the source of this 1629-nucleotide messenger RNA. RefSeq lists its product as uncharacterized. The transcript has 6 exons. NCBI's taxonomy places the organism in Eukaryota, Metazoa, Chordata, Mammalia, Eulipotyphla, Talpidae. The coding region runs from base 1 to 1629 and encodes 542 amino acids. The record is from RefSeq and is a predicted model, not a curated record.
AUGCGUAGCUUUCACCUUAUUAAACGGAGUUUUAAUGUAAUAUUUCACUCUCGAUUAUUUGCCACUGUUUGCUCUUCCCCCGACUGCUCCUGGACCCGCCGCGGGGUUUCGGAGCGGCGCGGAGCUCAGGCCUCGCUCUCUCUAGCCGGAUGUCUGAGCCGGAGCUGCUCGCCACCCGGCCUCGCCCGCGGGCUACAAAACCGUUCCUCUGGCGAUAAGGAGUUUGGACUUGAUGUCACUGGGCUCUGGCAGUCAUCAGUUAUAGGAACAAAACCUGGAGUGGCUGAGGAACAAGGGUCUGGAGCUAGGAAAGGAAACAUUACGGAGUCGAGGAACAAAUUAAUUAAGAUGUCCACGGUUCGGAAGCACUUCGGACUGAAAGGAACAGAAGAAACAUACAUCUUUAAAGAGCUUGAGAAGGUUCGCCAGGAAAAUAAAAAGGAUUUUCUUCAAUUCAAGCAGAAGUUGCUCUCCAGGCCCACUGUGGAUGAAAGCCCCAUCUUUGGCCUCGAGUCCCCAGGCCUGGCCAGGCAAGAGGAGGUGGAGAGCGUUUCUCCUGCAGGGCUCCUGAAGCCAUCAGGGUUGCCUGCGGCUAAAGGCCUGGAGACAUCUUCCGAUGCCCUCUUUCACUGGGGUCGGGAAGGCACAGCUCACCUCCCGGGGUCCAGCGAGGCGGCCACUUAUGGGAAGAGCCAACCCUUUUGCCCCCAGGACUUCUACUUACGGAGCUCCGCGUUCCUGCGGCAUCGGCCCCAGAAGAAGCCACCGGUCAUCGCCUCCCACGCCGGUACCGCCAAAUCUGUGGUCCUGAUGCCGCCCCCUCCACCCCGAGGGAGGCCCAGGGCCCGCUGGGGCCCUAAGCUUCCGCGCCCCGUGGCCAUCAACCCCGUCGUCCACCGUGGCUCGAACCAGGAGCAUGAGGCUGCGGCCGCAGAGCCCAGAAAGGCCAAAGGGAAGAGCAGCUCCGUCUCCAGUGAGGAGAGAGAAGGCAGGGUGGACACGCGGCGGAGGAGCAGGGGGAAGAGUCGCAUGGCUUUGGAGCACCAGGCCGCGACUGCCAGCGAGACCCGGGAAGGGGCCGGGUCAGUUUUCAAAAUAGGCAGGAGGAGCGUUGCUCCCCGCGACUCGCUGGAAGCUGGCGCGGGCAGGGCCACCCCGCGGCUCACGCUGCCGCCACUGGGUCUAGGGAUCACCAUGUCCUUGGAGGAGAUCACCUCUCUGCUGCAGUCUGAGGCUCAGCUGGCCUCCGACCAGACGGUGAAGGAGCUCAUACAGCGCGUACUGGGUCAGAACUACGACAUGAAAAUGGAAGAUAUUACUUUAAUGGGAAAAAUUUGCUCUCAGAAAACACCUCAAGAACUAACAGAGCAGGGAAUACAGACAUGUGUUGAGGAAGCGCAAAUGGAAGAGCUGGAGGAACUUCCUGAAGUUGUGUCAAGUCUUUCACAGAUUGAACAAGAGGAUAUAUCAGAAUGGGGAAUCUCAGAUGCAGAAAGCACAGUGGGUAAACCUCCGGAAACUUCGGAAGUGAAGCCAGCUGAGCAAUCAAACGUACCUUUGGAAAACAAAGUACCUGAAGAAGAUUCAAAAGCAGCUAAACAGAAAUCUUUAAAGUUGCCCACAUUCUAG